Molecule: messenger RNA, 714 nt
Organism: Cuscuta campestris
Lineage: Eukaryota; Viridiplantae; Streptophyta; Magnoliopsida; Solanales; Convolvulaceae
Source: the annotation of a GenBank genome assembly
ACAAAUAGAGAUAAAUUUGAUAGAAACAAUCGAUCAUCCGCUUCUAUCUUCUUUGAAACCCCCUAACCAAACAUGCCCCUAAUGUCGAUUUUCCUAAUGAAACAGCUACACUUGAGACGAGUUGGGGUUGAACCACGACCGGACUUGGCUAAGAGCAUUCCAAGAGAUGAUAACGAAGGGAGCUCAAAUGAACCUAAAAAUGAAAGUGAAGAUUCUGACGACCAAUCAAAGGAUAAUAAUAAUAAUAACAGCAACUUGGAUAGCCCCUCUCGUGCAGAUGAACCGCCCCUUGCUCCUGAAGGUACAGGCUCGCCACUGGCCCCACAACAAGGUACACAUUCUCAUUUGUUAGAGAAUCAACUUCUGUUCUUGCUUCUAGUUCAGAAUAUGGCAUCUAAGAGUCUUCUUCUACACUCUGCCUCUGGAAAUUCUGCUUUAGUACAAAACUUAUUGUUUGGAGUCUUGGAUGCUUAGCUUAGUAUAGAAUGAGUAUGAAUUUCUUUUGUACAUUUUUUGGUCACGUAAGACCGCCCGACAAAAUGCAUAUGCGCGAGUUGAGUUGUUCGAAAGAGUUCGUUAUUUAUACGGUGCUUUGUAUCUUUGUGUAUCUCCCAGUUUCAAAAUGUUCAAUUUUGGCAUGUAUAUCAGAAUUUCUGUCCCUUGUUUUAGGUUUUUUUUCCUUUUAGUGAAAUAAAGUAAAAUAUUGGUUGUGAA